AUGAGAGAUGUUAUAAGAGCCUUUGGAAUAUUAAUAUAUAGAAUUAUAAAUAAGAAUGCUAAAAAUGAUUUCAAUAGAAAUUCAAAAAUUGAAUUUUUAUUUUUAAGAGCAUCAUAUGGUAAUAGACAUUGGACACCUCCAAAAGGAUUACAUGAAGAGAACGAAAAUGGAUUAGAUACAGCUAUACGAGAAACAUUCGAAGAAACUGGUUUAGAGAAAAAUAAAUAUAAAUUACUGAAUUUUGAAAAAACGUUAAUAUACAAUGUUAAAGAUAAGCCAAAAGAAACCACAUACUAUUUAGCUCUUUUGUUAAAUAACGACGAAAAUAUUAAAUUAUCAAAUGAGCACACUGAUUUUAAAUGGGUACAGAGUAGUGAAUCAGAAGCAUAUUCUCUCCCUGAUUCCUUAUUAGAAUUGAUGAAAAAUGCAGAAGAAUAUAUAAGAAAAAUAGGAAAAUAA
This is a messenger RNA of Plasmodium relictum, 459 nucleotides long. RefSeq names its product bis(5'-nucleosyl)-tetraphosphatase [asymmetrical], putative. The coding region runs from base 1 to 459 and encodes 152 amino acids. Gene Ontology annotation, molecular function: bis(5'-nucleosyl)-tetraphosphatase (asymmetrical) activity. Lineage: Eukaryota; Apicomplexa; Aconoidasida; Haemosporida; Plasmodiidae. The record is from RefSeq and is a predicted model, not a curated record. The transcript is spliced from 5 exons. Gene Ontology annotation, biological process: ATP biosynthetic process; AMP biosynthetic process.